Lactuca saligna is the source of this 426-nucleotide messenger RNA. NCBI's taxonomy places the organism in Eukaryota, Viridiplantae, Streptophyta, Magnoliopsida, Asterales, Asteraceae. The record is from the annotation of a GenBank genome assembly.
AUGCUUGGUGGUGUGAGUUUGGGAGAAGAAGGCAUCCUGACAUUUGUCUUUGCUGUUGUUUAUUUGUCAUUGAAUAAAGGUGGAAAUGAUAAUGAUGUAUCAUCUGCAUCAAGAUAUGGAUCAUUGCAGCAUAUUGGAAGGCACACUAAUGUUGCUGCUGUCUUUGGUCAAGGUGGCAAUAAAAACUUAUACAAUGAAAAGAUUGCAGGAGAGGCUAAAGACAUGAACUUCCACUACAGUGCACAAAAUUCAGAACAUGUAAAGAAGAGUUACAUGCCACCUCAUCUUAUUCACUUUGGAUUCUCUAUGGUUCUCUCUUCCUACCUGCUUUACUUUUUGCAGCUAGAGUCACUUCUACGGCUAUGGGUAGCCAAUCUAUGGAUGAGUUGUCAGAGCUAUCUGGAGCAGACAUGGUUGGCUUUUUAG